Trypanosoma brucei brucei TREU927 is the source of this 138-nucleotide messenger RNA. RefSeq lists its product as hypothetical. The transcript has a single exon. Bases 1 to 138 code for a protein of 45 amino acids. NCBI's taxonomy places the organism in Eukaryota, Euglenozoa, Kinetoplastea, Trypanosomatida, Trypanosomatidae. The record is from RefSeq and is a predicted model, not a curated record.
AUGAAAAAACACAGAUCGCCGCAUAGGGUCUCGGAUAGCCCUAGAAGGCAAGUCCGCUCACCUGACACCAUAUAUGUGGUAGAAGCGGUAAGGAAAAUGGGCAAAUUCACCGUGGAUAGUUCCGAUCAGAGGACAUGA